This is a messenger RNA of Closterium sp. Yama58-4, 351 nucleotides long. The record is from the annotation of a GenBank genome assembly. NCBI's taxonomy places the organism in Eukaryota, Viridiplantae, Streptophyta, Zygnematophyceae, Desmidiales, Closteriaceae.
AUGGCUCAGCUGACGUCGAGCCAAUCACAGGGCGUCAUGCUCAUGCAAAUAUCAGUGACAACUGUCAGACCAAGCACUGUUGCCAACCAUGGCAGACGGUCGGUUCCAAGCCAUGUUCUCGGGCGCCGUGGCAGGGGGAGCUCAGAUCCGGGUCACCACGAGCAACGACACCAAGUUCACUCUGGAAGUCCAUCUGGUGUUCACCAGGGGCGUCACCACCAGCAUAGCUGUCUCCCUGGUGGGUCAGGUCGGUGCCGACACGUCAGACCCCCUCCCAGUCGCAUGCCCCCUCACAACGAAACUCAUGGACCCGUUAUCAUUGCCAAUUCCCAGGGUGUUCACCUGCUCUAG